UUUCAACAUCUUUCUCUUCUUUUAUUCUGUGUCUUUUCUCUCUCUCUUUCCCUUGAAGCCCAUAGAUUCAAUUCCAAUGUGGUUUGCACAGAGAUGGAAAGGAAAGCACUUCUUAAAUUCAAAGAACAUCUUAAAGAUCCUUCCGAUCGACUUUCUUCCUGGGUUGGUGAAGAUUGUUGUAGAUGGAUGGGCAUAGGCUGCAGCAACCGAACAGGCAAUGUUGUACAACUUGACCUCAAAAACUAUGACUGUUACAUGGAAAGCAGAAGUGACGCAGAGGCUUAUAUUUCAUCUUGUUUGGGUGGUGAGAUAAGUACUUCUUUGCUCGACUUAAAAUAUCUGAAGUAUUUAGACCUGAGCAUGAAUAAUUUUCAAGGAAUUCCAAUCCCAGGCUUCUUGGGUUCACUUGAGAAGUUGAGAUACCUUAAUCUCUCUUAUGCGUCUUUUGGUGAAAUGAUCCCUCCUCAUCUCGGAAAUCUUUCAAGCCUGCAUUAUCUUGAUCUUUACUCCGAUCCAUUCUUUAGUCAGAGUCUUAAAACCAUUUGGGUCCGAGAUUUUAACUGGCUCUCUAGCUUAUCUUCUUUGGAAUACCUUAAUCUCGGUUUUGUUAACCUUAGUUCAGCAAGAACUGAUUGGCUGGAAGCCCUUAAUAUGCUUCCUUUUCUUUCAGAGUUACACUUGCAAGGUUGUAACCUUCAACACUUGCCUGUCUCUCUACAAAGUUUGAAUUUUACCUCCCUUUCGGUCAUUGAUCUCUCUUACAACCAUUUCAACUCGUCAUUACCCCAAUGGUUGAAUAACAUUAGUACCCUUGUUGAACUAAAUCUUGGCAAUUGUCAUAUGAAAGGUCCAAUUUUCAACAUUGCAUGGAGAAAUCUAUGUAAUGUUCGGACUUUAGCUUUAAAUGGGAAUGAGAUUAGUGGUGAGAUAAGUGAAUUGGUCGAGGGUUUAUCUCCAUGCAAUAACGGUAGCAUACAGGAGGUACACUUAAAUUUCAAUCAACUAACUGGGAAGUUGCCAGCUACAUUGGGACACCUCAAGAAUCUAAAAUCCCUGCGAAUUGAUGACAACUUACUCACAGGGCCAAUUCCAGCAUCAAUUGAAAGGUUGUCCAAUUUGACGGAAUUGGACCUCUCUUACAAUAAGAUGAAUGGGUCCAUCCCUCAAGCUAUCGGGAAGCUUACAAAAUUAACUAUUUUGCAACUUUGCCAGAACAAUUGGGAGGGACUCAUAUCUGAAAAUAUUUUCCAGGGCCUUGCAAAACUGCAAGAAUUCUCCAUAUCAUCUUCGAACACAACAUUUGUCUUCAACGUGAGCAGUGAAUGGGUUCCUCCCUUUAGCUUAGCAACAAUUGAAAUCAGAAACUGUCGAUUGGGUCCAAAAUUUCCAAUAUGGCUUAGAACUCAGAAACAACUUUCUAAUAUAAUCCUCACUGGUGUUGCCAUUUCAGACCCGAUUCCUUCUUGGCUUUGGAAAAUGUCUCCGCAGAUCCAAUGGUUAGAUCUCUCUAAUAACCAAAUUGGAGGAAUACUUCCCAGUUCACUCGAGUUCUCCCCAGGAACAUGGAUAGAUUUGAGCAUGAACCGCUUAGAGGGUCCACUCCCACUGUGGCCUAACGUGUGGUAUCUCAUCUUGUGGAACAACUUACUCUCAGGACCUAUCCCAAAGAACAUUGGCCAAGUAAUGGCAUCACUGCAAUAUUUUCUCCUUUCCGGGAAUUUUCUUAAUGGUAGCAUCCCUUUGUCUGUUGGUAAGAUGAAGAAUUUAAAUCGACUUGAUUUAUCAGACAAUGAUUUAUCUGGAAGAAUCCAUGACAACUGGAGAGAUUUGCAAGAACUCCAAAACAUAGAUUUAUCCAGGAACAAUCUAUCUGGUAACAUUCCCAGGUCAAUGUGUUCACUGCCUUCUCUUUCUGUCUUGAAAUUGGGUGACAAUAGUCUUUCUGGGGAACUCUCUCCUUCAUUGAAAAACAGCAUUUCCCUGACCUUGAUUGAUAUUGGAGAGAAUAGAUUUACUGGGAAUGUACCAAAAUGGAUUGGAGAAAGCCUUCCAUUGCUGUCGGAGUUACGCAUGCGGGACAACAUGUUCACCGGAAAUAUUCCUGAGCAACUAUGUUCUCUUUCGCAUUUCCAUGUCUUGGACCUUGCUCUUAAUAAUUUAUCGGGUACCAUACCACCAUGCCUCGGAAAUUUGAGUGACUUGAGUUCAUCGACAUCUUAUAGUCCACAAAUUCCACCGGGGCAUUACUUCUAUACACCUGAGUUGGAUUUGUUUCUGAAGGGAAGACAAAUGCAAUAUACCUCCACUCUUGAGCUUGUAAAUGUCAUCGACCUCUCGAGCAACAGCCUAUGGGGAGAGAUUCCAGAAGAUAUAACAAAGCUUUCCACCCUGGGAACCUUAAAUUUAUCCAGGAAUGAAUUGACAGGAAAGAUACCAGAGAAGAUUGCAGGCUUAAAGAAAUUGGAAACUCUUGAUCUCUCAUGCAACCAUCUUUCAGGUCCAAUUCCUCCAAGCAUGUCCUCUAUCACCACAUUAAACCAUUUGAACUUGUCUCACAACAAUUUGUGUGGUCCAAUUCCUUCGACCAACCAGUUUCUAACCUUCAAUGAUCCAGCCAUUUAUGAGGGUAAUCCAGGACUUUGUGGAGGUCCUUUAUCAACCAAGUGUCUCACGCCCAAUGGAGGGGAUGGUGAAGGCCAAGGUCAACCCAAAGAUAACGACAAUGACGAUGAAAAUGAAGACGAGUUUGAGAUGCUGUGGUUGUGGGUUAGUGUGGCAUUGGGAUUUGUUUCAGGAUUUUGGGCUGUUUGUGGUAGUUUGGUGAUAAAGAAGUCGUGGAGACAUGCCUACUUCAGAUUUUUAGAUGGCGUGAAAGAUUGGCUCUUUGUGGUCGUUGCGCUGAAUGUGGCUCGUCUACGAAGAAUGAUGGGGAGCCAUAAGAGUCCUGCACCUGCAUAGAUAGGGAACAGUCUGUGACUCGUUCAAAGGCAAGGUUUGACAGAAGACGAGAUCUUGAACAUAGAGGGCCAAUGUUAUGUAGUUGAAAGGGUAGUUGUACUCUCCUUUUUGUCUAGUAUAUGGUAUUUUGAUCUAAUUCGAUAUAGCUAUUGGAACAACAAGUUCUAAUGUUGGAUGAAAUUCACUGUCAAUCCAAUAACUGGAAUGAAUUAGGUUGACAAAUUAAGUCUAAAUAUAGCAUUAUUCGUUUAGUAUGAAUGUAUAACAUUGUCCAAAAACUUUUUUUCUUCUUUCUUUUUAGGUUAGUAUGGCGUAGUAUUGAGUAUAAUUUGUGAAAAACAGAAAGAG
Messenger RNA from Ilex paraguariensis (yerba mate), 3306 nucleotides. The record is from the annotation of a GenBank genome assembly. Lineage: Eukaryota; Viridiplantae; Streptophyta; Magnoliopsida; Aquifoliales; Aquifoliaceae.